GUGACUUGUAGAACUGCCGAGAAAUAGAUUUUCCUUUUUGGGUUGUGUUGAUCCUCUUCGUGCGGUUUAACUCUUUCUGUGUUUGACUCUCAUGUCCAGUCCUACAAAACUCAUACCAGGUGCUUGGCUAGACAAAGCCAUCUCCUCGUCUACCACUCCCUCCUUGGGUCAGAUCAUUAUACACAACGCUGACCAGGUCAUCACUGCCUCGCCCAGGCAAGAGACCCCUGAAAUGCCCACGACGAGUACAGCGUGUGACCGUCCCCUUAGCGUCAUUGUGCCAACACCGGAGUUUAUGCCACCAUUAGCGUAUUGCCCGUUCGGCACAGAUUUUUUACUUCCCCCCCUGCCAGCCUCGUACAUCGGCAAGAAAUUUAUGCCAGAUGAGCUCGCAAGCUCUAGUAUGCCAUCUACGCCUGGUCUUGACCAUACUCCAUCUUCGAGUCACUUCUCAUCCGAUCCAAACAACAUAACAUCUCCUAGCAAUUUCGCAACAAUGCCCGUUACCCCCGAGGCACAUGAUAAUCGCGACAUUGCCACCAUAAAUACGUCUCCUUCAAAAAUAUCUCGUAUAAUUAAACCUCAGGCCACCAUGACGCUGAUGAUGGGCAAACCGCCCACACUACCAGAUAAUCUAUGGGUCUCUACUGGAUCCAACUGGCUCAGCGAUCUCGGUGGAAAUACAGAGACAGACCGUAUAUUCCGCAAUGCUCUCUUCGGUCCAAUUCCUUCCCUGAGCCCUCCAAGUAGCCCUCUCACCUCGAGUGUCGCAUCCCCCACUUCCUCCUUUCCCGCCACACUCUUACCAAGCAUGUCCACAUCCCUCAACAGUACUCCGAUUUCGUCUCCUUCCGCACCGUCUUCUCUCAAUUGUAUGUCUUCAGCCUAUUCACCAACUACAGCACGCCUGGCGUUGGCACCGACCUCGACUUCGGCCUUUCCAUCUACCAUUGAUAGUUUUGAGCGAUGGCGCGAAGGUGUCACAGUCCAGACGAAUAUACGAGAGAGCAUGCCAGAGACUCCUUCUGCAUAUGAUGACACAGGCUCUAGUGCGGAGCACACCGAACGCACGAGCCAGCCUCCGCCUGGCUUAAAUCAGAAAGUGGCGAAUACACAUGCACCCCCUGCAAUAAAGUCAAAAACGUUCAUGCAGAAGGCCAAAAAAAUCGGCGGACGCGUCAAACGCUUCGUGACGCGCGACAAAAGAAGUAGAUGGAAUGCCGUCAUCGAAGCCAGCGCUUUUGAUGUCACCACUCACACAGGAAGCGAUGAUGAGAGCAUUGUAGUCAUUUCCGCAUGUCCUCCGUCAUACGACACGCGUCUUUCUCCGCCUAUCUCACCACAAAGUCCUGAACAACGCAGGAGGUCUAUACCCAUGCUCUCUCCGCAUUAUGUCCUCGUUAGAGAGCGUGCCUCAGCGAUCGCUGAGGGUGUCGUUGAGGUACCCCGUACAGCGCUACCCGCGGACACGAGGGGACUUUCGGGGUCCAUUGUUUCGAGGGUUCCUACUCGCCGUUUUUCUCUCGCAGCGUUCUCAAGUUUCGCAUCGCUCAAACGACCAUGAAAGGGAAUCGUCAAUUUAUUUUUUAUUCCAUUGUAUUUUGAGGAUAGAUGCAUUGCAAGUCAAUAUUCCAGCUUUCCUAUGGGCGAACAUUUCUUCUAGAUAUUGUAUUUCUUUUCUACAUC
Suillus bovinus is the source of this 1686-nucleotide messenger RNA. RefSeq lists its product as uncharacterized. The transcript has 3 exons. The record is from RefSeq and is a predicted model, not a curated record. The coding region runs from base 92 to 1564 and encodes 490 amino acids. Lineage: Eukaryota; Fungi; Basidiomycota; Agaricomycetes; Boletales; Suillaceae.